Exophiala bonariae is the source of this 906-nucleotide messenger RNA. RefSeq lists its product as uncharacterized. The record is from RefSeq and is a predicted model, not a curated record. The transcript has 3 exons. Bases 1 to 906 code for a protein of 301 amino acids. NCBI's taxonomy places the organism in Eukaryota, Fungi, Ascomycota, Eurotiomycetes, Chaetothyriales, Herpotrichiellaceae. Gene Ontology annotation, molecular function: oxidoreductase activity.
AUGUCCCUCCUAACGCUCGACCAAUCUCAACUCGGUGGGAUUCAGAACAAAGUCGUGGUUAUAACGGGAGGCGGAGAUGGCAUAGGUCUUGCCACGGCACUUUCCUUCCUUGCCAGCGGUGCAAGGGUGGUUGUGGGCGACCUGAGGCUGGAAUCAAUCGCAGCUCAAGGCUCGAAAUUCGGUGAUAGCCUUCGCUAUCUUCGAUGUAACGUGGUCAAUUACCAGGACCAGCUGGAUCUGUUCCGGACUGCAAAGGACAAUUUUGGACGGAUAGAUGUGGCCAUCGCCAAUGCCGGCACAGGGAAACUUCCUGAUGACGUUGUAUUGGUCGAAAACAUCAAUGAAGAGCCUCCGCUUCCAGAGGUCGAUGUCAAUCUGCGUGGUGCGUUGUUCACUGCCCGGAUCGCCAUGCACUACAUGCGACAGAACGGUGGAGGCGACCUCAUCAUGACGAGUAGCGUAGGAGGAUUCAAGGAGACUAUUGGUCUGACGACAUAUGUUGCGAGCAAACACGGUGUGAUUGGUAUAAUGCGAGGCCUGAGGUUGACGAGUAUCAACGACAACAUAAGGGUCAACGUUGUAUGUCCAUGGAUGACAUUCACCUCAAUGACCAAAGGCAUUGCUCCUGCAUGGAAGGGGUCAGGCUUGCCGUAUAACGUGGCGCAGGAUGUUGCUAAUGCCAUGUUAUAUGCUGUGAUGGCGAAUGUGAAGUCGAGUCCCUCUGACACUGGCUCUCGGGGUCAAUUUCAUGGCAAGGUCAUCUUCGUCGGCGGUGGCAAGUCGUACGAGAUUGAGGAUAGAUUACAGACACUUGAACCUCAUUGGCUUGGAGAAGCGAAUAGCAGAAUUCUAGAAAAGGGUCAGGCAUUUCUACAUAGUGGCAGCGCUCCCUGGAACGGGAUUUGA